AUGCAUUAUAUCAUCAAGCUGCUUGCUGCUAUGUUUUGCUUCGCAACGGCAGCCGGGCUUCAGACACGGUUCAUCAGAGUACGUGGUCGGCUCAUUUGCGGCAAUGAAAGCCUUAAGAAUACAAAAGUGAAGCUAUGGAAUAAACAAAAAUUUGGUUGAGUUAAAUUAGUGCAAACCCUUGAUGAAGCACUGGCAUCGAGGGAUACUAAUGCAGAUGGUUAUUAUGAACUGCUAGGCGGAAUCGAGUCAGGUUCUAAAGCGGACAUUGUCCUCAAGAUUUACCACCGUUGCGACUUCAACCAAUUUCCUUGCCGACGAAAAGUAACGCUCGGUAUUCCAAACCAGUACCUUACUGAAAGGAUUGACAUAAAGCGGUGGUUUGAAGCUGGCACACUGAACAUGCAGUUGCAGUUCCCUCGCGAAAAGAAACGUUCCCUUGAUGAAGCACUGGCAUCGAGGGAUACUGAUGCAGAUGGUUAUUAUGAACUGCUAGGCGGAAUUGAGUCAGAAAAAAUGUUACAGCCUUGCCGACGAAAAGUGACGCUCGAUAUUCCAAACCAGUACCUUACUGAAAGGAUUGAAAUAAAGCGGUGGUUUGAAGCUGGCACACUGAACAUGCAGUUGCAAUUCCCUCGCGAAAAGAAACGUUGUGAUUAUACGGGAUGA
Gongylonema pulchrum is the source of this 666-nucleotide messenger RNA. The record is from the annotation of a GenBank genome assembly. Lineage: Eukaryota; Metazoa; Nematoda; Chromadorea; Rhabditida; Gongylonematidae.